This is a messenger RNA of Onychostoma macrolepis, 2627 nucleotides long. It is a transcript of the gene klhl2, whose product is annotated as kelch-like family member 2. The coding region runs from base 341 to 2188 and encodes 615 amino acids. The transcript has 14 exons. Gene Ontology annotation, molecular function: protein binding. Lineage: Eukaryota; Metazoa; Chordata; Actinopteri; Cypriniformes; Cyprinidae. The record is from RefSeq and is a predicted model, not a curated record.
CCGCUGGUGUUUUCGUUUGUCGCCGAAGGAGUGUGUCAGUCUUUCCUUCACUCUUGUUUUUGUGUGUGAGCUGUAGCGUUUGAGAGUCUCUGGAUGUGUCCUGUCCUCACCCACACAACGGACCUGUCUGCCGCUCAGUAUCCGGUCACGUCAGUCACACUGACACCAAUUGUGGGGCCGCUUUUCUCUUUUAUUUUCAUUAGCGGAGCUGGACCCGCACACCGGGACCCAGUCCAGCCCGGCUCGGCUCGGUUCGGUGGACGGGACACAGCGGGGAUUUAAACGACAGAGCCCGACCAGAGAUGGAGAGACGCAGACAGAUGUGAACGGAACCAGCGCUAUGGAGAUUCAUCCACUAUGCACUAAGCUUUGCCAUCAUAAAGCUGUGGAGCUGAAGGAUGAUGUGUGUGAGAAACAGAGUGCGGUCACCAUCAAUCCACGUCACAUGAGGAAAGCUUUCAGGAUCAUGAAUGAGCUCCGCAGUCAGAGUGUGUUGUGUGAUGUCACCAUCAUUGCGGAGGAUGUGGAGAUAGCUGCUCAUCGAGUCGUCUUAGCUGCGGGGUGUCCGUACUUCCACGCUAUGUUUACAGGAGAGAUGACUGAGAGCCGUCAGAAGAAGGUUCGAAUCAAAGAGAUUGACGGCUGGACUCUGGGAAUGCUGAUCGACUAUGUUUACACUGCUGAGAUCCAAGUGACAGAGGAGAAUGUGCAGGUGCUCUUGCCCGCCGCUGGUCUGCUGCAGCUACAGGAAGUUAAAAAGGCCUGCUGCGAGUUUCUCAUAACUCAACUUCACCCAACCAACUGCCUCGGUAUCCGCGCCUUCGCUGAUUUGCACGCCUGCACGGAGCUGCUCAAUCUCGCCAACACGUACGCAGAGCAACACUUCUCAGAGGUCGUGCAGAGUGAAGAGUUUCUCAAUCUGGGUAUGGAGCAAGUGUGCAGCCUCAUAGCAAGCGACAAACUGACCAUUCCAUCAGAAGAAAAGGUGUUUGAAGCGGUCAUAGCUUGGGUCACGCAUGAUAAAGAUGUGCGUCAGGAACACAUGGCUCAUCUGAUGGAACAUGUUCGCUUGCCUCUUCUUUCCAGAGAAUACCUCGUACAGAGGGUGGAGGAGGAAACUUUAGUGAAGAACAGCAGUGCCUGUAAAGACUACCUAAUUGAAGCCAUGAAGUACCACCUGCUGCCGGCCGAGCAGCGCUCCAUGAUGAAGACCAUCCGCACCAGAGUGAGAACACCCAUCAGCUACCCAAAGGUGAUGAUGGUGGUGGGGGGACAGGCCCCUAAAGCCAUCCGCAGUGUGGAGUGCUAUGAUUUCGAGGAGGAGAGAUGGUUCCAAGUGGCAGAAUUACCCUCCAGACGAUGUCGAGCAGGUGUGGUGUACAUGGGUGGUGUUGUGUAUGCUGUCGGGGGUUUUAACGGCUCAUUACGAGUGAGGACGGUGGAUGCAUAUGACCCAGUAAAAGACGAGUGGUGUUGUGUCAGCAGCAUGCAGGACCGGAGGUCAACGCUUGGCUCCGCUGUCCUCAACGGACUGCUUUAUGCUGUUGGGGGCUUUGAUGGCAGCACAGGUUUGGCUACUGUAGAGGCAUAUAAUGCUAAGGCCAAUGAGUGGUUCCACGUGAGUCCCAUGAACACGCGACGUAGCAGUGUUGGAGUUGGCGUUGUUGGAGGUCUGCUUUAUGCAGUCGGAGGGUAUGAUGGAGCAACUCGUCAGUGUUUGAGCACAGUUGAGGCCUAUAACCCCAACACCAAUGAAUGGGCUUAUACAGCAGAGAUGGGAACCCGCCGUAGUGGUGCAGGUGUAGGUGUGUUAAAAGGUCUCCUGUAUGCAGUAGGGGGGCAUGACGGCCCCUUGGUUAGAAAGAGCUGUGAGGUUUAUGACCCUGCCACGAACACGUGGAAACAGGUGGCUGAUAUGAAUAUGUGCCGAAGGAACGCAGGGGUAUGUGCCGUAAAUAACCUGCUAUAUGUGAUCGGUGGCGAUGAUGGCUCAUGCAACCUGGCUUCAGUGGAAUUCUACAAUCCUAACACUGAUAAAUGGACUCUGCUUCCCACCUGCAUGAGCACAGGACGCAGCUACGCAGGUCAGAGAAAGAGGCUGUGUUCAAAAUGGCAAACCACUGCUUUUUGUGGUAUAUAUUUUGUGUACUAUUUAUUCAAAAGUUCAUUUUUCAGUCAUUUCUUUUAAGUAUCAUUGUUUCCACAAAACAAAAUUUUGCAGCACAACUGUUUUUAAUGUUAAUAAUAAGAAGAAAUGUUUGUUGAUCACCCAAUCAGUAUAUUAGAAUGUUUUCUAAAGGAUCAUGUGACACUAAAGACUGGAGUAAUUGCUGCACCGGAAUAAAUUACAUUUUAAAAUAUUUUGAAAUGGGAAAAAAAGAAGUUAUUUUCUUCGUUAUUUUAAAGUGAAAGAAUAUAUCACAGUAUUACUGUAUUUUUGAUCAAAUAAAUGCAGCCUUGAUGAGCAUAAGAAACAUAUUUCCAAAAAAACACUUUUGAGCAGUUAUGUAAUGUAAUACCUAAAUGUCCUUCAGUGCUUUCCAAGUGUGCCAUAUGUCCCACAAUGCAAUGUAUUCUACUUCAUCUUCUAUUUCCAGGGUAAUGAAUGAACCGGGUGAAUUUUAAAG